Messenger RNA from Gongylonema pulchrum, 393 nucleotides. The record is from the annotation of a GenBank genome assembly. NCBI's taxonomy places the organism in Eukaryota, Metazoa, Nematoda, Chromadorea, Rhabditida, Gongylonematidae.
AUGUGUGAAGACUCGAUGCUAGUAUUCGAGGGUGAUCAAACAAAAACCUCGCUGAGCCCCAUGACGUUCCACGUAAUCUCAGUGAUUGAUUCAUGGCUGAGCAAGUGGAUGGAACAGUCGCGCCAAAAAGCACCCGGUGGCACCACUCUCAUGGGAUCACCGUAUCCGUUGUCCGGGAGUCCCUGGUACCUCCAGGAGCUGACCGAGGAGAUGCGGCUUCUGCAGGACUGCCAGGUGAACAUGCCGAAGCAGCUGCGCCAUGUCCCGGCAUUGGUCUCUAGCGAAAGCCAGCGCGUCAUCGAACUGGCGAGCGUUGCUGACGACGAUCCGAGAGGACUCUCCGUUUGUCCAACUUGUCGCCACGGGAUUCUCCGAUCGCCGGAUGCGCAGUAA